AUGAAAGGCCUCCUCAGCCUGACUCUGCUCCCGUUGCUGACGGUUGCGUCACCCAUCGUCGUGGACUCCAUCCACAACGAGGCAGCUCCCAUCCUGUCAUCCGUGAAUUCCCAGGAGAUCCCGGACUCCUACAUUAUCGUGUUUAAGAAGCAUGUGGACUCGUCGUCCGCCGCUGCUCACCACAUGUGGGUGCAGGACAUCCACUCGGCCCAGACCGGCACCAGCCGCCAGGAGCUCAAGAAGCGAGGCCUGUUCGGCUUUGAUUCCGAGGCCUUCCUGGGCCUGAAGCACACCUUCCAUAUCGCGGGCUCUCUGAUGGGAUAUGCUGGCCAUUUCCACGAGGAUGUGAUCGAGCAGGUUCGCCGCCAUCCGGAUGUGGACUAUAUCGAGAAAGACUCUGAAGUCUGGAUUAAUGAAGAACCGGCUCUAGAGAAGAACGCCCCUUGGGGUCUGGCUCGUAUCUCUCAUCGGGACAGCCUCUCCUUCGGAACCUUCAAUAAGUAUCUGUAUGCUGAGGAUGGCGGAGAGGGUGUGGACGCGUACGUCAUCGACACCGGUACCAACACUGAGCACGUUGACUUCAACGGUCGUGCUCACUGGGGCAAGACCAUCCCGGAGAACGAUGAGGACGCUGAUGGCAAUGGCCACGGCACUCACUGCUCGGGCACCAUCGCUGGCAAGAAGUACGGUGUUGCCAAGAAGGCCCACGUCUACGCUGUCAAGGUUCUGCGGUCCAACGGCUCCGGUUCCAUGUCCGAUGUUGUCAAGGGUGUGGAGUGGGCCGCUGAUGCGCACGUCAAGAAGGCCAAGGCUGCCAAGGAAGGCAAGGCCAAGGGCUUCAAGGGCAGCGUUGCCAACAUGAGCUUGGGCGGUGGCAGCUCGCGCACCCUGGACCUGGCCGUGAACGCCGCGGUCGAGGCGGGCAUGCACUUUGCCGUCGCUGCUGGCAACGACAACGCCGACGCCUGCAACUACUCCCCCGCUGCGGCGGAGAACGCCGUCACCGUCGGUGCCUCCACCCUGGGCGACGAGCGUGCCUACUUCUCCAACUUCGGCAAGUGCACGGACAUCUUCGCUCCUGGCCUGAACAUCCUCUCUACCUGGAUCGGCAGCAAGUAUGCCGUGAACACCAUCUCGGGCACCUCCAUGGCCUCGCCUCACAUCGCCGGUCUGCUGGCCUACUACGUUUCCCUGCAGCCUUCUCAGGACUCGGCCUACGCGGUCGACGAGAUCACCCCGAAGAAGCUCAAGGAGGCACUGAUCACCGUUGCCACCGUGGAUGCUCUUUCCGACAUCCCGUCCGACACUCCCAACCUCCUUGCCUGGAACGGUGGUGGUUCUGCCAACUACACCCAGAUCCUGGCCGACGGUGGCUACAAGGCUGCCAGCCCCAUUGAGGACCGCAUCAACCAGCUGGUCGACAAGGCCGAGAAGCAGCUCGGCGCGAUCUACAGCGAGAUCAAGGACGCUGUGGCUGCGUAG
Messenger RNA from Penicillium lagena, 1482 nucleotides. RefSeq names its product S8 family peptidase. Lineage: Eukaryota; Fungi; Ascomycota; Eurotiomycetes; Eurotiales; Aspergillaceae. Bases 1 to 1482 code for a protein of 493 amino acids. The transcript has 3 exons. The record is from RefSeq and is a predicted model, not a curated record. Gene Ontology annotation, biological process: proteolysis. Gene Ontology annotation, molecular function: serine-type endopeptidase activity.